This is a messenger RNA of Eptesicus fuscus (big brown bat), 724 nucleotides long. It is a transcript of the gene C21H19orf18, whose product is annotated as chromosome 21 C19orf18 homolog. NCBI's taxonomy places the organism in Eukaryota, Metazoa, Chordata, Mammalia, Chiroptera, Vespertilionidae. The record is from RefSeq and is a predicted model, not a curated record. The coding region runs from base 1 to 474 and encodes 157 amino acids. The transcript is spliced from 5 exons.
AUGGGCCCACGUCUGCAUUGUGGACACACGGGUGAUCGGAAGGAUGACACCCCUGAGCCUGCAAAGAAGGAUGUCUCCGCGCAUUCACUGGCCCCCAGCCCCUCCGCCCGGGAAGCAGCGCCGAGUCCACGGAGACGCGCUCUCGUCCGAGUGGUCACCAUCGCGUGUACGGCCUUGAGCGUGGCCUUGGUCUGUGGGGUCGCUGCGUCCUACGUGAUAUAUCGCCUGGGGCAGGACGAGGAGCGGGAGCAGCUGGCUGCGCUCUAUGAAAACAUCCAGAUGCCGCUGUCCGGAGACGAGGAGGAGGCCUUGCAGGCCGGGCGCCCGGGCGGGUCUGGUUUCCUGCUUUCGGGGAGCGAGAAGGAGCUGGCCGCGUUCAUCAACUCAGAACACGAGGUCUGUAUUUUAGCCAUCCGAUCAAACAGAAGACAGCGUCUCGAAGGAGCAGGAUUGGAGAGCGCGCCAAAGGGGUAAAGGAAGCACCGCACGGAACGCUGGGCCCCUGGCAAACGCGGGAAACCCGUGGACGCCAGCGAGAGAGCUGCAGGCCGUGCGUGCUAACCCGUGCCGGGGACACACGGAGGUGGGACGUCAGCCCGAGGACGUGCGAACCCUCAGGGGAGAACACCAGAAGUCUGUAGCACGCAGUAAAUCCGUAACAGCCAGCCUGGCCUCUUAGCCCUCGUGGUGCACGAGUAAUUAUCAUGUCGUCGGAAAGAGGAAA